CUUGAUGGUCCGUGUCAGUCACAGCUGGCUAGUUGGCUGCCACAAGUUGAGCACUAAGCGGCGAGUCUGGGACCAGCGAGUCGCUGCAAGGAUUCCCCCGGUGCGGAACGUCACUAAAAGAUCCUGAAUGCUGAGAGGAGAAUGAAUCCUUUAGGUCAUCGAAGACCUCUACGUGUCUCUGCUGCUGUCUGCCCCCGUGCCCUCGUCUCUGCCCUCGCUAGUGGCCAUCCCACAGGGUAGGAAAGGCAAGGCUGCCCCAGUAAAUAUGCCUGGAUGGAGGUCUCGGUGGCGCCUUGUCCUGCUGAACUCCCUCACCUGUGGCCUGGAGAUCUGUGUGGCAGCUGGGAUCACGUAUGUGCCCCCGUUGCUGCUGGAGGCUGGAGUGGAGGAGCGCUACAUGACUAUGGUUCUAGGUAUCGGUCCAGUCCUCGGCCUCCUCUUCGUCCCUCUAAUUGGCUCCGCCAGUGACCACUGCAACAGCAGUUAUGGCAGAAGGCGACCUUUCAUCUGGCUGUUCUCUCUGGGAGUCCUCUUGGCACUUUUUAUCAUUCCCUAUGCAGAUGUCCUGGCUGCACACUUUGCCUGGGGCGGGCACACCUUACAGGUCGCUUUCCUUAUCCUUGGAGUGGGUCUUCUGGACUUUUGUGGACAAGUAUGCUUCACACCAUUGGAGGCGCUGUUGUCAGACCUCUAUCGAGACGGGGAGGACUGCAACCUAGCCUUCGCAAUGUUCUCCUUCAUGGUCAGCUUGGGAGGCUGCGUGGGAUACUUGCUUCCUGCGAUAGACUGGAGCCAUAGCCUGCUCGCUGUUUACCUCGGAGGCCAGGCCCAGUGCCUCUUCUUUCUCCUCAUCUUCAUCUUCAUCUCCAGUGUACUCAUCACAAUGAAAGUGUCCGACUCUACUGAACCCUACAGCGCAAUCAGCCGCUCCACAACCGUCGAGUCUCUGCUGGAUUCAGGCGGCGCUACAAAGGAACCUGACCAGUGUGGCGUUUCUCGCUCCUGCUGCUACCUGUUGAAGUGCAAGCUGAGGCUGCUGAAGACCGGACCGUUACUCUGUUUGCUAAGAACAUGCGGUUCCAUGGCUCCCGCCAUCUACAGAAGCUACUGCCAUGUCCCCAGGGUGAUGUGGCAGCUGUGUUUGGCUCACCUCUGCAACUGCAUGGCCGUCAUGUCCUUCAUGCUCUUCUUCACAGUCUUUGUAGGGGAAGGUGUGUACAGUGGUGUGCCAAACGCUGAACCAGGAAGUGUGCCCAAACAAAGAUAUGAUGAAGGCGUCCGCAUGGGAAGUCUGGGCUUGUUCCUGCAGUGCGCUACCUCAACCUUCUUCUCCAUGGUCAUGAGUCGCAUGGUUGCCCACUUCGGGUCUCGCCGGGUGUACUUGAGCGGCAUGGUGAGCUUCACCGCCUCCGCUCUGGUCAUCUGCCUUUCCAAAAGCGUGGUGCUGGUCACGAUCAUGGCCGCCCUCACCGGCUACGCCUACGCCACCCUGCAGACCUUACCCUACACCCUCACCUGCCUCUACCACAAAGAGAAGAAGGUGUUCAUGCCAAAAAGGAAAACCAAACACGUGCAUAAAAACGGCAUCAAAAACAUAACCAAGCGAGACUAUUUGGCGGCUGCAGAAGAGGGACUAACAAACGCCGCUGGCGCUUCCUUCUACAGCCAGGACACUUACUACUCCGCUUCCCUCAGUCAGAACGGAAUCACAGAACAGGACCAGCCGGAGUUGGGAUACGAAAACCGUGGCGUGGGCUUGGACUUUGCCAUUUUAGACAGCACCUUCCUCCUCGCUCAGGUUAUCCCCACCCUUUUUAUGGGCGCCAUCGCUCAAUUGGCACAGUCUGUCACGGCGUACAUGGCCUGCUCCGCCAUCUUGGGCGUCGUCGGCAUCUAUUUUGCCACUCACGUCGUCUUUGACCAAAAGGACCUCAAAGGCCGAGACUUGGACGGGAAACCCAUUGAGAAGAUUGUGGAAUAAUCAGUUUCCCUUUGGGUGGAGAGGAGGUCAACAAUGCACUAACGGAUCAUUUGGUAUCCCAGGAGGCCUUGCUCCAUUUUAUUGCAUUCUUUCUAAACAGCACCUUAUCAAGUGUGCCAAUACGAGGCAGUGGAGGUAAAAAGUGAACAUAUCAUCAGCAACGUGCAGCUACAUCAAUUACACCUGUUUACCCUGCUACCGGUAAUUAUGCUAGUGCACAUAACUACUUGCAGGGUAUUUACAUGCUUUUAGUUUGGUACUACGACCCCUCAUCACCUUCCUUCACAGCCAAGUAAGGGAACACUCCAGGACUAACACUUUACAGUCUUUCAGGUCAGGGCAUUGAAUCAGGUUGUCUUAGAAGACUAUUUCAUCAGUUCUUGCUGAAAAACUCGAGCUGUCCUAUCUAGUCAUGAGAAAGAACCGAUGAAGCUUCUAUUGAAUCAUUCACAAACUGGACUGUCCAGGUUGUCUUAGAAGACUAUUUCAUCGGCUCUUUUUGAAAAACCCGAGCUGUCCUAUUCAGUCAUGAGAAAGAACUGAUGAAGCCUCUAAUUAAUUGAUCACUACUGGACUGUCCAGUUUGUCUUAGAAGACUAUUUCAUCGGUUCUUGUUUAAAACUCAAGCUGUCCUAUCUAGUCAUGAGAAAGAACUGAUGAAGCCUCUAAUUAAUUGAUCACUACUGGACUGUCCAGUUUGUCUUAGAAGACUAUUUAAUCGGUUCUUGUUUAAAACUCGAGCUGUCCUAUCUCGUCAUGAGAAAGAACCGAUGAAGCCUCUAAUUAAUCGUUCAUAACUGGACUGGCCAGGUUGUCCUAGAAGACUAUUUCAUCGGUUCUUACCGAAAAACUCGAUGUCCUAUCUCGUCAUGAGAAAGAACCGAUGAAGCCUCUAAUUAAUCGUUCAUAACUGGACUGUCCAGGUUGUCCUAGAAGACUAUUUCAUCGGUUCUUACCGAAAAACUGGAGAUGUCCUAUCUAGUCAUGAGAAAGACCCGAUGACGCCUCUAAUGAAUCGUUCACAACUGGACUGUCCAUGUUGUCUUAGAAGACUAUUUAAUCGGUUCUUGUUUAAAGCUCGAGCUGUCCUAUCUAGUCAUGAGAAAGAACCGAUGAAGCUUCUAUUGAAUUGUUCACAACUGGACUGUCCAUGUUGUCUUAGAAGACUAUUUCAUCGGUUCUUGUUUAAAACUCGAGCUGUCCUAUCUAGUCAUGAGAAAGAACCGAUGAAGCUUCUAUUGAAUCGUUUACAACUGGACUGUCCAGGUGGCCUUAGAAGACUAUUUCAUCGGUUCUUACCGAAAAACUCGAGAUGUCCUAUCUAGUCAUGAGAAAGACCCGAUGACGCCUCUAAUGAAUCGUUCACAACUGGACUGUCCAUGUUGUCUUAGAAGACUAUUUAAUCGGUUCUUGUUUAAAGCUCGAGCUGUCCUAUCUAGUCAUGAGAAAGAACCGAUGAAGCUUCUAUUGAAUUGUUCACAACUGGACUGUCCAUGUUGUCUUAGAAGACUAUUUCAUCGGUUCUUGUUUAAAACUCGAGCUGUCCUGUCUAGUCAUGAGAAAAACACAAUUAAGCCUCCAAUGAAUUUAUCACUACUGGACUGUCCAGGUUGUCUUAGAAGAUUAUUUCAUCGGUUCUUGCUGAAAAACCCGAGCUGUCCUAUCUAGUCAUGAGAAAGAACCGAUGAAGCCUCUAAUGAAUCGUUCACAACUGGACUGUCCAGGUUAUCUUAGAAGACUAUUUAAUCAGUUCUUGUUUAAAACUCGAGCUGUCCUAUCUAGUCAUGAGAAAGAACCAAUGAAGCCUCUGAUGACUUGAUCACUUAUGGACCGUUUAGGUUGUCUUAUAAGAUGUUUCACAUGUCUGACCAGGGUUCAUCACUACAUGCUCAAGGCUGAAGCUGUCCUAUCUUGUCUUGAGCAUGAACCGAUGCAGCCUAUUGGGACCCAUUGUACACAUUAUAUGGACUUUCACUGUGCUUUUUGAAGUUAAAUGAAGGUUUCUCUGGGUCUAUCUAGUUAGGUUGGUUAAAGACAUCUCUUUUGCUUUAUCAAUGACUUGUUAUAAAGCUGUCCUAUCUUGUCUUGAGCACAAACUGCUCGGGUGAGAGUUGAAACAUCCUGUAAGACAACCCUAACAGUUUGCUGAGUUAAACCUGGAGAUGCCUUCUCUUCCAGUCGCUAGUGUUGACCACAAAUAUCCAGCUGUAUUACUGUAUGUUCUGCUGCCGCCUGGCCAGGUUUCCUGCUGACACUGCAGAGCGGCUUUUACUGUUAUCUGUCUUCAUAGCUCAGGUUUAAUGUCAUGCCUUGAACGUGCCAUCUUCAUUAGGAAGAAGAAUCCCAGUACACAACAUCUGUAACACACCUUCAUUUUCUCACAUCAUUGCACUCCUUUGACAAUCUUGGACUUCAGCAAGCAAAGAAAGUCAACACUGAUGUAGGCUAGAAAUAUGCUUCUGCACUGUUUAUGGUUUUAUUAGAGCAUGUUUUUUUCUGCUCCGAUUCUACUUGGGCAAAAGGAAACAUCGAUGAGUUGCACAAUCAGUUAAGUGCCUGUGUAUUUUAUAGACUUUUGUACAUAUGUUUUUAUUUAUGAUACUUUUAUGUCAAGAAGAAACAAAUGUUUUUAAUUAUUGGCCUGUAGCAUCUGCUGUAGGUGCAAUGGAUAAGGGCUAUUUUUGUGAAAAAGAUAAAUUAUUUGUAUAGACGACGUGCUAAGUUAUUUGAACAAUGUUCUUUGCUACUCCUUUCCUUUUAUUACCACUAGUCUCAAAUAAAUCAACAUUUCAUUAUUAACCACGCUUUUUUUUUUUAGCUCCUCUUGCAACCAAAUGUCCUGUUAGAUUCAUGUUUUUAAGCAAAUGUCCUAUUAGAUUCAUGUUUUUAAAGUGCCAAUUUCACACUCCCAAGGCCAGAAAGAUCUACAUAUAUAUUUUGUCAAUGACGCAUGCAGCCAUGGCAGGAUAUUGUUCAUUUUACGUUCACAACGUUCUGUCAGCAAUAAAAUGUCAAAUGGAUCAACUUUAGUUCU
Nerophis lumbriciformis (worm pipefish) is the source of this 5015-nucleotide messenger RNA. Its product is annotated as solute carrier family 45 member 3. Gene Ontology annotation, biological process: transmembrane transport. Gene Ontology annotation, molecular function: sucrose:proton symporter activity. Gene Ontology annotation, cellular component: membrane. Lineage: Eukaryota; Metazoa; Chordata; Actinopteri; Syngnathiformes; Syngnathidae. The record is from RefSeq and is a predicted model, not a curated record.